CCGCAAAUUGGUCAUAAAUUUUGAUAAAAACUAACGACCUAUCGGCUAUCACUCCUUAAAUUCAUUGGCAUUUUCUCCGGAAUCAUCGCUUGACUCUUUCUCUCUAGCCUGUGUAAGGGGUGCUCUGAGAUCACAAUAAUCAUGGUGAAGGCCGUCACAGUCCUCAACAGCAGCGAGGGUGUCACUGGCACCGUCUACUUCACCCAAGAAGGAGAUGGUCCAACUACUGUUACUGGAAACCUUUCUGGCCUUAAGCCUGGACUUCAUGGCUUUCAUGUCCACGCCCUUGGUGACACCACCAAUGGCUGUAUGUCAACUGGACCUCAUUUCAAUCCUGUUGGGAAAGAGCAUGGUGCACCUGGAGAUGAGAACCGUCAUGCUGGUGAUCUUGGUAAUAUCACAGUUGGCGAAGAUGGCACCGCUGCUAUCAACAUUGUUGACAAGCAGAUACCUCUUACAGGACCACAUUCCAUAAUUGGAAGAGCAGUAGUUGUCCAUUCAGAUCCUGAUGAUCUUGGAAGGGGUGGUCAUGAACUGAGCAAGAGCACUGGAAAUGCUGGUGGAAGAGUUGCUUGUGGUAUCAUUGGCCUUCAGGGUUGAUCACCCCCUGUGGUGCACUCUCCUUUUAGUCGCAAUUUAUCCUGCACUGUGUACAAACUCGGUCAUCAGUAGCUACUUGAAUAGCUCUUAAUAAAGUAUCGUCGGUUUGAUCGAGUUUUUGAAGUUCUAUGUAAGUUUGAAUUUGUCGUGCUAUUUUGUGAUUGAGUACCAAAUAUCCUAUCAAUGCUAUGCCAGUAAAUAAAAUCGAAGUGUGCUUGAAUUAAAAUGGUCUAUUCAUUCAACAUUUUACUUGGCAUUCUCUGUUCAUUGUU
Messenger RNA from Olea europaea var. sylvestris, 872 nucleotides. Its product is annotated as superoxide dismutase [Cu-Zn] 2. Gene Ontology annotation, molecular function: copper ion binding; superoxide dismutase activity. Gene Ontology annotation, biological process: removal of superoxide radicals. NCBI's taxonomy places the organism in Eukaryota, Viridiplantae, Streptophyta, Magnoliopsida, Lamiales, Oleaceae. The record is from RefSeq and is a predicted model, not a curated record. Bases 142 to 600 code for a protein of 152 amino acids. The transcript has 8 exons.